Messenger RNA from Ceutorhynchus assimilis (cabbage seed weevil), 1296 nucleotides. NCBI's taxonomy places the organism in Eukaryota, Metazoa, Arthropoda, Insecta, Coleoptera, Curculionidae. The record is from the annotation of a GenBank genome assembly.
AUGAAUCGCGGAAAAGUGAGGAUAACAUCGCAAAAAAAAGUGAGACAAGAAUCGCGGAAAAAUGAGAUUAUAUUUACAGAAAAGUCGAUUUACAAUCGUGAAAAAGUGGAUUUAGAAUUGCGCUUUUUUUUUUCUCAGAUAUUAAAAAAAAAGACACUGAAACUGUCAACUGGAAUGGACGAGGAACUUGAGAUCAACCGUGAAAGUCUUGCUGAAUCCAGUCCCACACAAGCUAGCACCAUUGAAGACCCACCAGAAAAAUCCUCUACUCUUAAUUUGAGCGACGACAAACCAGCAACUAUGAUGUCCGACGAGUUGGAUGCAGAUGCCCAGCUAAAUGGUGGAAGCGAUAACGUGGCUGGUGAACAGGAGGAAUCCAAAACCAAUCUUAUAAUAAAAUAUAUCCCUGAGAAUAUGACAGAGGACGAGAUUAGUGUGGCAGCUUUGACAAGAAAACCAAUAGAGAAACAAACAAGGAAAGAAGUUUUUCAAUUGUUUGAAAAGGAGCAUUCAGUUGCUUCAGCUUAUAACAGUUUCUGCUUUAGUAAAAUGGAAGAACUAGGCGACAAAUAUGAUGAAGUUGUAUGCGACAAACACUAUUUUCCAUCUAAAGAAGAUUUUUCCAACUUGUGGAAAACUCAUUUCAAAGGCCAUUAUGAAGAUAGAUCAGGCGUUUCACAAGGAAUAGGCUUCAUCAGAUUUGACAAACAUUUAGAAGCUGAACUAGCUAUCCAGGAGCUAAACGGUACCACCCUUGAAGGAGCCUCUGAACCCCUUAAAAUAACUUUUACGGCCGAUUCUAGAGGUAAUAACAGAACUGUUCCACCAUCGAAUAUUCACUCCACGUCACCAGCUAGAAGAAGUUUUCCAGUUCCUCCGAUGAGACGAACUAGACUCAAAAGCAAAAUGAAGAAAAAGAACGACAAACCGAAAAAAAGCAAAAAAAAAAAACAAGAAGUAUUGUACGUAGUCAAAAACGUUCCCAGGCACCAGUUGUGUUCAAGAAAAAUGUUCAAACUGAUGAAACGAUUACAAGGCAGCACCGACUUUAUGAUUCAUAAAGCACCAUUCGCAAGACUGAUCCGAGAAAUAAUGCAAGCCUGUUCGCAAGCAAAAAGGAUAACAGUGGAAGCCUUAGAAGCCUUACAAGUGGUAGCCGAAGUUUACCUCACCGAUUUGUUCAUCGAUGCCAAUGCAUGUGCUGCCCAUGCUAAGAGAGUGACUAUUCAACCAGUAGAUAUAAAACUAGUUGCAGCAUUGAGAGGAGUUUUAGACCCAGGUUUUAACUUCAGAUGA